This is a messenger RNA of Crotalus tigris (Tiger rattlesnake), 5217 nucleotides long. RefSeq names its product protocadherin gamma-B5-like. NCBI's taxonomy places the organism in Eukaryota, Metazoa, Chordata, Lepidosauria, Squamata, Viperidae. Bases 1052 to 3538 code for a protein of 828 amino acids. Gene Ontology annotation, cellular component: plasma membrane. The transcript has 2 exons. Gene Ontology annotation, biological process: homophilic cell-cell adhesion. The record is from RefSeq and is a predicted model, not a curated record. Gene Ontology annotation, molecular function: calcium ion binding.
AGAAUCAAGAAUCUAACUCAUAAAAAAAGGCUUAACUGAGGAAGUGGGCAAAGCACGACAUGGAGGGAAUGACAGUAUAUUGCUGAUGUUCUUGAUUUUAAGGGAAACUAAAAACUAAUCAUAGUUUAACCAACGAACUAAGGAUAAAUGGGAUUGCAUGGGACAGGAAGGUAAAAGGAAAAGGAUCCAAGAUGGGAGAAGUUCCUAAAGGAGAAAACAGAACUAAAAACAAUUCCAUUGUGAAGAAAAAUGCAGGAUAACAGACCAGUCCAGAACAGCAAACCAGUGUAGCUACAGAAAGCUUACUGAAGAUCUGAACACAAAAAAGAAAUAAAAAGAGAGCUAGGUCACAAAGUAAGAGUUCAGACGGAGAGUGUACAGCUGGUGUAAGGAAAGCAAAAGCUUACAAUGAAUUAAAGUUGGAGAAAACUAGGUUAAUGGCACUGUUGAAACAAACCUAUUAGAUGUGGAUGUAUCAGAACUGAUUUUUGCCUCCUUAUCCAAAGAAAUACCAGAAGAUUCUGCUUUAUAUUUAUAUCACUAUACGUAAAAUAUAAGGCUUGUAGGGGCAGGAUAAUGAGGGAUGUUAGUUGCCAUUUAAAAAUGCUUUCCCAUUCAAAAUAGUAUCUGGUACUAUGAUCUCAUACUAUAAGAACAAUGAAUAAAUAAUAAAUAAAUCUGAAAUUUAAAAGACAUUGCCUUAUCAUAUGCAGGAGAUUCCUUGUUAUUUCUUUCUAAAAGCCUAUAGAUCCAGAGAUUUCCUGCACUUCUGCAUCGGAGACUCAGAGUGCCGCUGUUGGCCAACAUAGUUCCCAGAAAGGAGCUGGCAAUCUAUUGGGUUUCCUGCCUUCUGACUAUCCACUCACCGAGCGCAGAGCAGUCAAAGAGCAGUUCUGAGGGACACUCAAACACCAUGGCAGAGAAAAGAAAACCACUGCAAGGCAGAUAAAACUCAGGAGAAUCCCAGGACCCUCUUGGUGCUUUCUUCCCAAUGGGAAUUUAAACUCCUCAGCUUACUGGAUCGCACAAAGCACUUUUCACCGCAGGUGGGAUGGACGGCAGGAGCAAAGCAAAGAGCAGCUCUGUAAAAAGGCAAGUACGUCUCCUCUUCUUAUUGUCUUUCGUCUGCCAGACUGCCUCGGAGCACGUUCGCUAUUCAAUUCCAGAGGAAAUGGGAAAGGGUUCCGUUGUGGGGAAUCUUGCCAAGGAUCUGAAGCUGAGUCCUGCAGAAGUGGGAAAUCGCAACCUGCAUAUCCUCUCUUUAGGCAAAAAGCAAUACUUCUCCAUUAAUGCUGAAAAUGGGAAUCUGUAUGUAAAAGACAGGAUUGACCGAGAGGAAAUCUGUGGGGAAACUGCAGUCUGCCCCAUCAGUUUUGAAGUGGUGAGUGCAAACCCCAUGGACAUAUUUUAUAUAACAGUAGAGAUCCAGGAUAUCAAUGAUAAUGCACCACAUUUCUUAAAUGGUGAUAUCAAGUUAGAGAUAAGUGAAUCCACUUUACCAGGAGCCACAUUUCUUCUUGGACAAGCAGAAGAUCCUGAUAUUGGAACAAAUUCCCUCCAGGACUAUCAUCUAAGCAUUAAUAAGUAUUUCAUUUUAGCAAUUAGCAAGCAAGACUCUUUAAACAAGUAUGCAGAAUUAGUGCUGGAAAAACAGUUGGAUCGUGAAAGUGAAAGUACUGUUAGUUUAACUCUUAGUGCUCUUGAUGGAGGAAACCCUGUAAAAACUGGAACAGCCAAAAUACAGAUUACAGUCAUAGAUGCUAAUGACAACCCACCUGUCUUCACUCAAAAAGUGUACAAAAUUAGCCUCAAAGAGAAUGCUCCAAAGGGAUCUACUGUAAUACAAGUCAAAGCCACAGACAAAGAUGAAGGUUCCAAUGGUCAGAUCACCUAUUCCUUCAGCAAUAUUGCUGAUAACGUGCAUCGAAAAUUUGAGCUAGAUCCACCUAUUGGAAUUAUAACAAUACGAGAAGAGCUAGAUUUUGAGGAAACAGAGAAAUAUACAAUGGUGGUAGAAGCAAGGGAUGGAGGUGGAUUAGUAGCACACUGUAAUGUUGAAAUAAAACUAUUAGAUGCAAACGACAAUGCUCCAGAAGUGAUUCUUGCUUCCUCAUCCAGAGAAAUUCCUGAAAACUCUCCAAUAGGAACAUUGAUAGCUCUCAUCAAUACAAAUGAUAGAGAUUCGGGGGAUAAUGGGGAGGUCAAUUGCCAUUUAGAAAAUGCUUCCCCAUUCAAAAUAGUAUCAGCAGCUAAUAACUAUUAUAAACUGCUAACAAAUGGUCCCCUAGAUAGAGAAAGCAUCCCAGGGUACAAUCUUACAAUCACAGCCACAGACAACGGUACGCCCCCUCUUUCUACACAGAAAACCAUCUCACUGGAGAUUUCGGAUAUCAACGAUAAUGCCCCUGCCUUUGAGAAAUCUUCAUACAGUGUCUACGUGGCAGAGAACAAUCCUGCUAGCUCCUCCAUCUUCAGCAUCAAAGCUGUAGACCCCGAUCUUGGUCGCAAUGCUAGGAUCACCUUCUCCAUCCUCACUAGCAAAGUAGAGGCGCUACCUCUCCCGUCUUACCUCUCCAUUAACUCAGAAAGUGGCACCCUCUAUUCUCAGAGGUCUUUUGACUAUGAGCAACUCAGAGAGUUUGAGGUACAGGUGAAGGCUGAAGAUGGCGGCUCCCCUCCUCUCAGCAGCAAUGCCACACUGAAGGUGUUCAUCCUGGACCAAAAUGACCAAAGCCCCCAAAUUCUGUAUCCUUCUCCAGGAGCAGAGGGCUCAGCCUCCUUUGAGAUGGUGCCUCGCUCGGCAGAGAUGGGGUACCUGGUUACAAAGGUGGUGGCUGUGGACGCUGACUCUGGGCACAAUGCCUGGCUCUCCUAUCAUCUACUGCAAGCCACUGAGCCGGGGCUCUUCACCAUUGGUGCCCACACUGGUGAAAUCAGGACACUGCGGAUGUUUCUGGAAAGGGAUGCCCUGAAGCAGAAGCUGGUGGUCUUAGUGAAGGAUAACGGGCAGCCCCCUCUGUCUGCUACAGUCAGUCUCAAUCUGAUUUUUGCUGAAAACUUCCAAGAGGCACUGCCAGAAAUAAAUAACCAAACCACCGAUUCAGAGCAACAGCCUGAGCUCCAGUUCUACCUCGUGCUGGCCUUAACUUUGAUCUCCUUUUUGUUCCUCUUGACUGUAACUCUAGUCAUUAUGAUGAAACUCCGACAGUCGGGGAAUCUGAAGUUUCUUCCAUGCUUUGCUCCCAUUCCCCAUUCAAGCAAUGCCAUUAUAUUCCCACCAAAUUAUGAGGAAGGAACUAUUCCUUAUUCCUAUCAGCUCUGCUUAUCCUCUGAGUCCAAGAUACAUGAAAUUACUUUUCCAACUCCCAAAGUUCAAACUGCUGAAUAUAUUUCAUGCAACCAAAAAUCUGAUGAGCUUUUGGCAAGCAAUGGAACUAAUAUCCUAAAUUCUGAGAUGGCUAAAUCUAGUCUGAUCUCUAAAAUGCAUUCCAAAACAUAUCAAGGAAACACAAAUCUGAUAAGGAAGAAAUAUAACUGAGGAAAUGCAACUUUUUACAACAUUUGAUCGAAGGACCUGCAACCAAUUGUUUUGCAUUGUAGGACCAGGAACCGUGCAGAUCUAGCUCAGAAAUUGAAAAGAAAUGGGCUACUUCUCUGAAAAACAUCGUUACUGAUUAUGUUCUGCCUAACUGUCCUGCUCUUACUUUUUUAAUAUUCUUCAUAAAUCUGCUGUUUCAAUCCUGCACUGAAUUUUAGAAUGUAAGUUUCUCAGGUAUAGAAUUUGUCUUUUGGUUGUUACUCUAAAGGAACCAACCUGUUUAAAAUUGCACUCAAAGGCCAGCCUCUAAUUUACUGAAUUAGGCUCCUAAUUAGGGGUCAUAUUUUAAGUCUCAGUGUUAACAGUGUUACUAUAUUAAAUUUAAUGACCUCAAAAAAAGAGAUAAGAAUUUGAGAUUUAUAUUAUCUUGUAUCCUUAAUAAACCAUACUGGAGCAAAAUUAAUUCUGAUGAUUCAAGAAUUCUAAUGAUUUUUAGAAAAAUUUCCAGUUCAUAAAAAACAGAUUUCUUAUGACUCUUCAAGGAAGAAAAUUCCACAGACUCCGGGAACAUUUCUUAGAGUAAUUGGAAGACUUUUCCAUUUAUUCUGCUUCUUCCUAUUAGUUUGUUUGUAUCCCAAUUUUAUUAUUUUUACAAAUAACUCUAGGCACAAAACAUAUCCAACACAACUUUUUUUUAAUCUUCUCCACUAUAAUCAGGUGAGUGCUUUGGGCUGGCCCAAAGUCAUUCAGCUGGCUUUUAUGGCUAAUGUGGGACUUUAUCUCAUGGCCUCCCAUUUUUUAGCUUGGUGCCUUAACCAAUAGACCAAAUUGGUAUGAAAACUGCUAAUAUACAACAAAAAGAAAUACCAAAAAUGUAUUGGUUAUUUUCCUGACUGUAUUCUAAUAUGCCUAAAGCUUUUUCAGACGAAAAUAAGUAGCUACAUUAUUAGAUAUAUAUAUAAACAACAGGACAGGUUCAUGAUAGGAAAGUAUACUGUAGUUCAAAGCAACUUAGAUUACUAGAACAUUACUUUCUAUAGUAAGAAGGAUAAGAUUCCUUUAAUCAGUUUAUACAAAAUAACCAAAUAAUAUCAUUGUCUUGCCAUUCCUUGAACCUAUUUUGACUGUCAUAACCUAUGUUAGAGCUUUUAAGAUACAGAAGUCUCUCAAUAUGCUAAUAUAUUAUUGUUUUCACAAGACCAGGUCUAGUGGAGUCAAUUGUAAGUUGACAGGUACAUUUCACUGUACAUCAUGAAAUUAACAGCUGUUAAUAUGAAUAAAAGCACAUUGAAAGAGAUACAUUACAACUGCAGAAAUAUAAAGAAAAAAACCAGAGGGCCAGCUCUUCCAAAACUGUAUGCAAUUAUUCUGAAUACUCCAAAAACGGGUCGCAUGGAAGUACUUUUGAAUAAAUCCUUGCAGUGUCCCCUCUGGCCUCAGAGUGUCGCUGUUAGCCACCGGGACGCCGAAGAGAAUGGAGAAGAGCUGCUGAACAGAUGCUUCCCAAAGGAGGAUUCCGGCAUUUCGUUAAAGGCAGGGAAAAACAGCAGAUCACAAAUGCAAAGCGGUCUUGCGAAAAGGGAUGGUCCCCAGAAAUUAAGAAGAAAGGAGAGUGUUUCUUACUAUUCUGCAUUCCGAUGAGAUUUUGAGGCAAUCAACAUUAUCGCAGAGGGGAUGGA